Aureobasidium namibiae CBS 147.97 is the source of this 609-nucleotide messenger RNA. RefSeq lists its product as uncharacterized. Lineage: Eukaryota; Fungi; Ascomycota; Dothideomycetes; Dothideales; Saccotheciaceae. The record is from RefSeq and is a predicted model, not a curated record. The transcript has 3 exons. Bases 1 to 609 code for a protein of 202 amino acids.
AUGCACUUCUCCUCACUCUUCACCCCCAUCGUGGCCCUCCUCGCCACCACUGUCUCGGCCAGCCCUAUCGAGAAGCGUGCAGUCACCGCAGACCAGAUGGUCACAACCAUCAACAAAAUCACUCAGCAGUCAAAGGCCCUCACCACCGUCGCCAACAAGAUCAACCCCAUGAACGGCGUUCCUCUGCUCGGCCCCGGCGCCGGCAGUGGUAGCACCAGCUUCAACGACGUCAUUACUGGCUUCCAGGGUAUCAUCCAGACUGGCACGACCGCUAUCACCAACAUGGACGGUACCGCAGCCUACACCGACGCCACCGAAGAGCAGAAGGUCUGCGAUGCUUUUGCCAACUUUGUUGUCGUUCACCAGAACCUGCUCCAGGUUGUCAUUGGCAAGUCUGGUCUUCUGCAGGGUGUCUUCCUCGACCCCGUUGCCGCUGUCCUCCGCUCUCUCGAGGGCGUUGUCGACACUCUUGCUUUUGGCAUCAUCGACUCUGUUCCCGUCUGCGCCGACAAGGCCACCUCGCAGAAGAGUGAUUUGGACGAUACUCUUGGCAAGGCCAUCUGUGCUUACACUCCUGCCGGCACCCUUGGCCUCAACCUGUUCUGCUAG